This is a messenger RNA of Empidonax traillii (willow flycatcher), 1299 nucleotides long. It is a transcript of the gene GNPTG, whose product is annotated as N-acetylglucosamine-1-phosphate transferase subunit gamma. Lineage: Eukaryota; Metazoa; Chordata; Aves; Passeriformes; Tyrannidae. The transcript has 11 exons. The record is from RefSeq and is a predicted model, not a curated record. Gene Ontology annotation, cellular component: Golgi apparatus. Bases 20 to 949 code for a protein of 309 amino acids.
GCUUCCCGCGGAAGGGACGAUGGCGGCCCAGCUGCUGCUGGCGGCGCUGGGAGCGGCGCUGGGUCUCUUCGCCGCGGCGGGGAAGAUGAAGAUCGUGGAGGAGCCCAACACGUUCGGGUUGAAUAACCCAUUCUUGCCUCAAACAAAUAGGCUCCAGCCAAAGAUGUCCCCGUCUGCAGUAUCAGGCCCUGCACAUCUCUUUAGGCUUGCUGGCAAGUGUUUCAGUUUUGUGGAAUCCACGUACAAGUAUGAGUUUUGUCCCUUUCAUAACGUCACUCAGCAUGAGCAGACAUUUCGAUGGAAUGCCUAUAGUGGGAUUUUAGGAAUCUGGCAUGAAUGGGAAAUUAACAACAACACAUUUGUUGGAAUGUGGAUGAGGGAAGGAGACUCAUGUGAAACUAAGACCAGACAAACAAAGGUUCAUCUUGUUUGUGGAAAGAGCAAUAAAUUGGCUUAUGUGUCUGAGCCAAGUACUUGUGUUUACUCUGUGACAUUUGAGACUCCUCUCGUGUGCCAUCCCCACUCUCUUUUAGUUUAUCCAACUCUGACUGAAGCACUGCAAAGGAAGUGGGAUGAAGCAGAGCAGCUUCUGUAUGAUGAACUAAUAACUGACCAGGGUUACAGAAAAAUACUGAAAGAGAUUUUUGAGGAAGCGGGACUUCUAAAAGCAACAGAGGAAAAGGAAGCUGAGAAACAGAGUAAGAAAAUAAGUCUGGAAUUCAAAACAGUGGAAAAGUGCAGUAAGGAAUACAAGCAACUUUCUGAAGAAAUAAAAAAACUUAAAGUUUUAUUAGAUCAGCAUGGUAUUUCAUACAAAGCUAAUUCUGCUGAAAAUACCAGUGUUGAAUAUGUAAGUCACAAACUGGCAACUGCAGUGACAACAGUUCUUAAUGGCUCAAAGGAUGAGCACCUGCAUGGCGGCACAGGAAUUUGGAACUACACUGUAUGAAGAAACUUGGGUGGUUCAUAUGGAAUGUCAAUUAAAUUGAACAUAUGUCAUUCCACUAAAAUGAUUUACCUUCUUGCAAGUAUUCUUGAUUUUAUGAAUUUCUGCCCUAAAGCAAAGUAAGUGUGAGGGCUCACCAUUAUGAGAACAGCUGGCUAGUUUCUGAAAACAUUUUUAAAACUUCUUUGCUAAGACUGGUAUUUGGCACAGGUUUACAGAUGCUAUGUUUGUCCAAUCUCAGCUUUGUUUUAUUGAUCAGGUGUGGUAACAGGUGGUGUAACAGAAAACAGCUCAAGAACAGUGCUGUUAGAUGUUGUACGAAAGGUAAUAAAUACAAUGUUAAGAACAUGUUA